AUGUCAGUUUAACAAAUAAGUAAACUAGGUUAUCUCAAAAAAUAUAUGGAUGACACCUAACCAUAAAAAAAAAAGGGGAAGAAAAAAAAGAAAGUAGAGAAAUAGACUGUCAAAUUGAUUGAUGAAGAGGAUUUUCUUGGGUAGAAUAAGAAAAGUGAUGAUGAGAAUGAUGAUAUUUUAGAUGAUGAAAAUAUUCCAGUUUUUGUAGACAACCCUGAGACUUCAAAGUUGACUGCAAAUCAAAAAAUUUUAGCUCUUUCUAAUUUAUAAACGCAAGAUGAAAAUAAAAAGAAAUAAAAAAAAUAAUCAUCUAGUUCUUCUUCAAGUAGAUCUUAGAGCUCUUCUUCAUCAGGUGACUCGUCUGAUGAUGAAAAAGAUAAAAAGAAAAAGAAAAGUAAAAAGGAUAGCAAAAAAAAGAAGAAAAACACAAAGAAAAGAAGACAUGACAGUGAUAGCGAACCAGAUGACGAAAUCAUGAAACUUGAAAAAGAAGCUUUGCAUGAAAAGAAAUUUAAGAGCUAAAUGAAUAAAGCAUUGGGAAUUGAAGGGAGUGAUGAUGAUGGAAAUAAUGAAUAGCCUACUUAAACAAUACAUCGUGAUGAAUUUGGUCGUAAAAUAGACAUAGACAAGAUUAUUUAGGAAAAACUUUCAAAGAAAGAGCAAAUAGAAGAGUUAAAGAAAAAAAAUUAGGAAAGAAUAGAUUAAUGGGGAAAAGGUAUGAAGUAAAAAGAGUAAAAACUAUAAUAAAAGUAAAACGAAAUAAAUGCAGCUAAAGAGACUUAUAAUGGAGAUUACACAAUAUCAAAGCAAGCUGAUAUAGAAUUAAUGAAACAAGAAAAAUUCAAUGAUCCUAUGAGAUUGCUUAUAUAAAAAGAAGAUUAAAAAAUUGCAUCUGCCUAGUUAAAUUUGCAAAAUAAGCAAUUUUGCAGACUGAAAUGUAGAUUCCCAGGAGUAACCAAUAGAUUUGACAUUCCUCCUGGCCACAUGUGGGAUGGAGUAGAUAGAGGUAAUGGUGCUGAAAAAAGAUAUUUCAAUAUGGUUAAUUAAAAAAAAGAUAGAGCCAAUAAGGCUCAUGAAAUGGCUACACUUGAUCUAUGA
Molecule: messenger RNA, 1098 nt
Organism: Tetrahymena thermophila SB210
Lineage: Eukaryota; Ciliophora; Oligohymenophorea; Hymenostomatida; Tetrahymenidae
Product: Pre-mRNA-splicing factor of RES complex protein
Exons: 1
Biological process (GO): mRNA splicing, via spliceosome
Cellular component (GO): RES complex; U2-type spliceosomal complex
Molecular function (GO): RNA binding
Source: RefSeq, a predicted model, not a curated record